AUGAUAUCCACGUCAUCCCUCGCAUCGCGUCCUCCCUCAACCCAGCCCCUCGAUAUCGACAACACCAACGCCUACAAUACCGCAAAGGGCUACAUCACCUCCAACAACACCAGCGGAUCGGCCAAUACCAGCAACCCCGGCAGCAGUCCCGGCGGGCUCAGCGGCGGCUUCCCGCACGGCGGCGUCAUCAUCAAUGCGCCAGAUAAGCGCGGGGAUGGACGCGGCCAGCGGAGGAAGAGCAAGGCUCCCGACUUCAAGAUGACGGUGCACAAGGCCGGCAAGGAGGGGCCCAAGGUCCAGGCUCGCGCGGUCAGAGGCGGCACGGUGCUGAAGUUUACCUAA
Molecule: messenger RNA, 342 nt
Organism: Endocarpon pusillum Z07020
Lineage: Eukaryota; Fungi; Ascomycota; Eurotiomycetes; Verrucariales; Verrucariaceae
Exons: 1
Coding region: 1-342 (113 amino acids)
Source: RefSeq, a predicted model, not a curated record